CUUUCCUCAAGCAGCCCCAUUUACUCUUCUUCUAAUCUCACUUAUUAUAAAUACUGCUCCCACUCUCUCAUUAUUCCUUACCUCCAAUCAUUUUAGCAUCCUUUAAUUUUCUUCUUCAUCUCAACUCUAUUAUCAAAACAAUACUUGCACUGACAAAGAUGGAGCACAAUCAUUUCAUCAUUAAACUCCUCACAUUUCUUUGUAUGGCGGUGGUGGCAAGCCAAGCAGCAUUAUCUCCCUCACCGGCGCAGAGUUACUGGAAUUCUGAGCUUCCAAACACUCCAAUUCCCCAAGCAAUCAAGGAUUCCCUAUCCCAAACACCUGAGUGGCUGGAGUUGAAGGGAACUGAUGUAGCAGUUGGAAAUGGCGGAGUUGGUGUUCACACCGGCAAGGGAACCACCGUCGGUGUCGGUAAAGGCGGCGUCAGCGUCCAUGCCCCUGGAAAGUCCGGCGGUCAAGGUACUAAUGUCGGCGUAGGGAAAGGCGGCGUUAGCGUCCAGGCCCCAGGAAAAUCUGGCCAAGGUACCACCAUCGGAGUCGGGAAAGGCGGCGUUAGCGUCCAUGCCCCAGGAAAAUCAGGUCAGGGGACCAAUGUCGGUGUCGGGAAAGGCGGCGUUAGCGUCCAUGCCCCAGGAAAAUCCGGUCAGGGGACCAAUGUCGGUGUCGGGAAAGGCGGUGUCAGCGUCCAUGCCCCCGGAAAAUCCGGCUCGGGGACUAACGUGGGCGUCGGAAAAGGCGGUGUCUCCGUUGGAACCGGUGGAAAACAUGGAAAACCAGUCGGAGUACACGUCGGGGCCGGCAGCCCUUUCAACUACAACUAUGCCGCAAAAGAAGACCAGCUCCACGACAACCCUAACGUCGCCCUCUUCUUCCGGCCCGCCGCCUUACAUCGAGGCAACGCCGACAUGACCUUGCACUUCACCAAAACCGCCAACGACGCCGUUUUCUUGCCCGGGACGGAAUCGGAAAAGAUCCCCUUCUCCUCCAAGAACAUCCCGGAGAUUCUCAACCGUUUCUCCGUCAACCCCGACUCCGACGAAGCUCAGGCGAUGAAGCAAACCAUCAAAGAAUGCGAAGAUCCCGCCAUCAAGGGAGAGGAGAAACAGUGCGCCACAUCACUAGAAUCCAUGAUCGAAUUCUCCAAAUCCAAGCUGGGUAGCGACAAGAAAAUCCUGGCGGUAUCAACCGAAACCCUCGCCGGAGACACAUCGUCCCUUCAGAAAUACACCAUUUCAGGCGUCGAAAAACUGAACAAGGAAGAAGGAGUUGUGGUCUGCCACAAGCAAAACUACCCAUACGCAGUGUUCUAUUGCCACAAGUCAAAGACGACAGAUGCUUUUAAGGUUUCUCUGGUCGGAGCUAAUAGAGGUCAGGUCAAGGCGGCGGCGGUUUGCCACAAAGAUACCUCCGGUUGGAACCCAAAGCAUUUGGCUUUCCAGGUGCUAAAGGUCAAGCCAGGGACGGUUCCUGUUUGCCAUUUCCUUCCAGAGGAUCACAUUGUCUGGGUUGCCAAGAACUAAAAAUCUUAAUCUUAAUUAGCUGUUUACCUUUUCCAUGCUUGUUCCAUAUAUUUAGGAGCCUGUGUCUUUCUAGAAUCAUUAGAAUGUAUCUUUACAGAUCAUAUAUGAUUCAGGGUAUACUCAUGUUUCUCUUGUUUUUCUUAGUACGUGUAAUAAUACCUCAGCUCAAAAAAUAGCGUGUAUACAAUAUAUAUGUGGUUGUUAAUAAAAGAUUCCAUGUUCGUUUUUGGUGGGUGAAACUGUACAAAUAUUUG
Cuscuta epithymum is the source of this 1774-nucleotide messenger RNA. Lineage: Eukaryota; Viridiplantae; Streptophyta; Magnoliopsida; Solanales; Convolvulaceae. The record is from the annotation of a GenBank genome assembly.